UCUUCAUUGGUCUUCCAGCCUUCUAUGACGUGUGUAGUCCGUUGGAUUACCUGACAAACGCUACUGCUUUAUCUACCCGUCAAUCACUUAUUGUUUUUGUUUUUUUACUUAACAAGGGCCUCUUUGAUUAAGAAAAUUUGAUUCUAAACCGAUCGACAACCGUUUCAGAACGGCGUUUGGCCAUUUGUGGGCGUCACGUGUUAUUGGGCUUGUCGGAUGGCGACACGACAUUCCCCGACAUGGUAUUCUCAUCUAGGUGUUCCACUCAUCAUCAUCAUCGCACUCAACGUUGUCGAAAAAUUGUCUCAGUCCAUGCAACCGGAUCAAAAUGAAUUUUACAAUGAGGAGCGUUACAUGACGACGGCGGAUAUUAUUCGCAAACGUGGAUUUCCUUUAGAAGUCCAUCAAGCAGUGACGGAAGACGGGUAUAUCCUUGAACUUCACCGGAUACCUUACGGACGAAAUGGACUUUCACCCAACAAUCAAUCGAAACCGGUUUUUUUGCAGCAUGGUCUUUUAUGGAAUGAUCACGCUUGGAUGAUGAACCCUACAAACAGUUCACUAGCUUUCAUUUUGGCGGAUCAUGGCUAUGAUGUGUGGAUGGGAAAUUCAAGAGGUAACAGUAAUUCCAGGAAGCACGUAUCGUUGGAUCCGGAAAAAACAGACUAUUGGAACUUCACGUGGGACGAGAUGGGUCGUUUCGACAUACCUGCCAGUAUUGACUACGUUCUUAAUAUCACUGGGCAAGACAAAUUAUCAGCCUAUAUCGGAUAUUCUCUUGGCUGCACACUCUUCUUUAUAGGCGCAAUUGAUAAACCAAAAUUGAAUAACCAGGUUGAAAUGAUGAUUGGGCUCGGACCAACGGCCAGUAUCGCUCACUUGGACAAUUUUUACCGUUAUUUGGGAAUGGUUGUUAAAAUUUAUCACUUCUUGGUUCGCAUGACGUGCACAGCAGUUUUGCAUUCCAACGAUGGACUUUCCCACAAUUUGCUGAAAUUCUUUUGUGACUCCGGACGAUUUGGUGCCAAUUUAUGUCUGCACUUGCUCUUCCAGAUUUUCGGAUAUUCGCAAUCAUAUUACGUGUCCGCCCUAAACGCCAUAAUUGGACAUUAUCCGGAUGGAACGUCCAUCGGAGCUGCCGUACAGUUCCUCCAACAUUCAACUUCCGGUGAAUCAUUCCAUCACUUUGACUACGGUUGCCAUGAAAACCGGAGACGUUAUGGAACUUGCACUCCAGCACACUACGACCUAAGUCUUGUUACGGCCCCUGUCUACCUAAUGAGCGGGGAUCAAGAUCCGAUAGCACCGCCUAAAGACGUGCAGUGGUUGGCGACCAAACUGGGCAAUUUGAAAUCUUCCAUAGAGAUUGAGAGUCCAUUCACCCACGGCGAUUUCUUGUGGUCAACGCGAGCCACUGAGCUAGUUUACCUACCCAUCAUUAGCCUUCUUUCAAAGUCCCAUCUCACUAGUUCUGUAUAAUUUACCACUUUAAUUCCAUAAGAAAUUUUAUGCGCUCAAUAUUAAGUUAAUUACUUUUAGCAGUGGAAGGCAUCGAGGCAAGCAAUCAGGAUAAAAACGAAUAAAUAGGAAAAGCUAUAGACUAGCAAACAAAACUUGCUGGAGCUCACCGAUGUACAUCAAUUGAUGUGUCAUGCAUUAAAGCUCAAACUGUGUUGACAAAAAACCUAUGUAAAUAAGGAACUAUUCAAAAUUGUAGUCUUUGAAUUGAGAUGAA
Daphnia carinata is the source of this 1735-nucleotide messenger RNA. Its product is annotated as gastric triacylglycerol lipase-like. Bases 217 to 1479 code for a protein of 420 amino acids. The record is from RefSeq and is a predicted model, not a curated record. Lineage: Eukaryota; Metazoa; Arthropoda; Branchiopoda; Diplostraca; Daphniidae. Gene Ontology annotation, biological process: lipid metabolic process. Gene Ontology annotation, molecular function: hydrolase activity, acting on ester bonds. The transcript has 9 exons.